Messenger RNA from Mesitornis unicolor (brown roatelo), 819 nucleotides. It is a transcript of the gene NOX4, whose product is annotated as NADPH oxidase 4. The transcript has 8 exons. Gene Ontology annotation, cellular component: NADPH oxidase complex; plasma membrane. The record is from RefSeq and is a predicted model, not a curated record. NCBI's taxonomy places the organism in Eukaryota, Metazoa, Chordata, Aves, Mesitornithiformes, Mesitornithidae. Gene Ontology annotation, molecular function: superoxide-generating NAD(P)H oxidase activity. The annotation marks the transcript as partial. Gene Ontology annotation, biological process: superoxide anion generation; defense response.
CUGGCUCUCCCUCAAUGCGUGGCUCUUCUGGAAAACCUUCCUGCUCUAUUACCGAGGGCUGCAGUAUUAUUAUUUGCAUCAGAUGUUAGGGCUAGGAUUGUGUGUUAGCAGAGCUUCAGCAUCUGUCCUCAAUCUCAACUGCUGCCUGGUCCUUCUACCCAUGUGCCGUGUUCUCCUGGCCUUCCUGCGAGGAUCUCAGAAGGUUGCCAGCAGGAAAACCAGAAGGCUGCUGGAUAAGAGCAAAACUUUCCACGUGACGUGUGGCGUUAUGAUAUGCAUCUUUUCAGUCUUGCAUGUGGCUGCUCAUCUGGUGAACGCCCUUAACUUCUCGGAGAACUACAACGAAGACUUUCUGUCAAUAAAUGCAGCGAACUAUCGCGGUGAGGACCCAAGGAAGCUGCUUUUUGCUACUGUUCCAGGUCUGACUGGAGUCAUUAUGGUGUUGGUAUUAUUCCUAAUGUGUACAGCUUCUACAUAUGCCAUCAGGGUUUCAAACUAUGACAUCUUCUGGUAUACACACAACCUUUUCUUUGUCUUCUAUAUGCUGCUGAUGCUGCAUGUUUCUGGGGGGGUACUGAAGUACCAGACCAACUUAGAGGAACACCCUCCUGGUUGCUUUAAUCCGAACAAAACGCUCCGGCAAAAUUUGAUGGUGCUGAAGGCUUCUGAAGAGCUGUUUCCUGCCUAUACUAUGGAGCCUUUCCCAGAGGACUUAACACUACCAGAACCCUUUGUUCAAAAUAACUUUAUGAGAAUUUGUUCUGAGGAACCCAAGUUCCAGUCACACUUCCCAGAGGUCUGUAUGAUCCGACGUUUCAG